Molecule: messenger RNA, 1092 nt
Organism: Salvia splendens (bonfire salvia)
Lineage: Eukaryota; Viridiplantae; Streptophyta; Magnoliopsida; Lamiales; Lamiaceae
Product: probable esterase D14L
Exons: 2
Coding region: 47-955 (302 amino acids)
Source: RefSeq, a predicted model, not a curated record
UUUAAUUAAAGCUAAAGCCACCGCCUUCCCGCUACAGCCAAAACCUAUGCCACAAAUCCCAAACUCAACACUCCUCCAUUUCCCCACACCGAUUCACAAAAUAAAAUUAAAAAAAUCAAAUAGAGUGUACAUGGGGAGCUCGAUCGCAGAAGCGCACAACGUCCGCGUGCUGGGCGCCGGCGACACCGUCGUGGUCUUAGGGCACGGGUUCGGCACGGACCAGUCGGUGUGGAAGCACCUGAUCCCGCACCUGGUGGACUGCUACAAGGUGAUCGUGUACGACCACAUGGGCGCCGGCACCACCAACCCCGAUUACUUCGACUUCGACCGCUACUCCACCCUCGAGGGCUUCGCGUACGACCUCCUCGCUAUCUUGGAGGAGUUCCGCGUCCACAAAUGCAUCUACGUCGGCCACUCCCUCUCCUCCAUGGCCGGCGCGCUCGCUUCCAUUUUCCGCCCCGAUCUCUUCCACAAGCUCAUCAUGCUCUCCGCCUCCCCAAGGUUCUUGAACACGGGGGACUACUUCGGGGGGUUCGAGCAGGAGGACAUCGACGAGCUGUGCGGCGCGAUGGAGUCAAACUACAAGUCGUGGGUGUCGGGGUUCGCGCCCCUGGUGGUGGGGGGCGACAUGGAUUCGGUGGCGGUGCAGGAGUUCAGCCGGACGCUGUUCAACAUGCGGCCGGAUAUAGCGCUGAGCAUGUUCAGGAUGAUAUUUACGUUCGACCUGAGGCACUUCCUCGGGUGCGUGACUGUGCCGUGCCACAUCAUCCAGAGCUCCAAGGACUUGGCCGUGCCGGUCGCGGUGGCAGAGUAUCUCCACCAGAACCUCGGCGGGAAGUCCAUCGUCGAGGUGGUCCCCACGGAGGGCCAUCUGCCGCAGCUCAGCUCACCGGAGCUCACCAUCCCGGUGCUGCUGCGCCAUAUACAACAUGAUAUUGUAGAUGGUGAUUGCUGAGCCGGCGAUCGAGAGAUUAUUUAUGUUUUUGUUUCUCUAUGAAAUUGUUGAUGAUAAGAAAAAUAAAUGUUUGUGACAUUUCAUGCUUUGUUUGGUUUCUUGUUUCCAUGUUUGCCUAGUGGUUGGAUCUUGGAUAA